GUAACGAUCGGUUUCACACACGCGCUUCAUACUUCUUUUUCAGUGUGCAAACUAUAAGUGUUUGAUAUUUUUAUAAGUUUAACCGAUGAUAGGCUUUUAAAGUAAAUAUUUAUUUUUAAUUUUUUUUAUAUGUUAUUGUUUCUCAGUUGAAUUAUACAUGUUCAAAUUCCAUUUAAAACAGGGUGAAAUUUUAUUUUGAAUGACAUACAAACCAAUUAGUAUACACACGAAUUCGCAUAACGACAGACAUGGAUGUAUCAACAUUUUUAGUAUUCAUCACGUGGCUCGUUUCUAUUCAGCAGUGUUUGACAAUAAAUUUAAACGCACUAUCAUAUCUCGGUGAACGUUAUCGCACAAAUCUUAUACAGUUUCGGGAAGACCCAUUGUUCGGUAAUAAACCGAUACUCGACGAAUAUGACUUUAUUGUGGUCGGAGCGGGGGCGUCGGGUGCUACGGUUGCCAGGAGGCUAGCUGAAGUACCGGAAUGGAAAAUAUUACUUCUCGAGGCGGGCAAACAAGAGUCGUUGGCCACUUCAGUUCCAGCUAUAGCCCAUUAUUUUCAAUUUACAGAUUACAACUGGGCUUUCAAAACCGAAGAGGAACCGAACGCCUGCCUUGGCGUCGUAAAUAAAAAAUGUUUAUGGCCACAAGGUAAAGGUCUCGGUGGUAGCACACUCAUCAACAACAAUAUAUACACUCGAGGCAACGUAAGGGAUUUCGACCGUUGGGCCGAAGCAGGCAAUCCUGGUUGGUCCUAUAAAGAUGUUUUACCGUACUUUUUAAAAAAUGAAGACGUCACUAUUCCAGAAUUAAAACGUUCUCCAUACCACGGCAUUGGUGGACCAAUGCCAAUAAGUUAUUCUCCCUUUAAAUCGAGACUAGUCGACGCGUUUCUAGAAUCCGCUCCACAAGUUGGGUUAAAUGUGGUGGACUACAACGACCCGAAUAGUCAUGUAGGCUUUUCAAGAAUCCAAGGUACGAUAAACUACGGUAGACGGGUCACGUCGGCCAAAGCGUAUCUGCGAACGAACCUGACAAACUUGCACAUCGUCGAAGGAGCUUUCGUCACAAAAAUACUGAUCGACCCAAAUACUAAAGUCACGUUGGGCGUGGAAUUCGAAAAAGAGAACAGAAGACGAAGAACCCUAGCCAGAAAAGAAGUGAUCUUGUCAGCGGGUGCUUUCAACACACCUAAACUCUUAAUGUUGUCGGGCAUUGGACCUAAAGAACAUCUCGAACCACUGGGUAUAAAGACAAUAAGCGAUCUGCGCGUCGGUGAUAACUUACAAGAGCAUCCUUCGUACGCUAAUUUAGCGUUUACCGUUAAUCAAACAGUGGGAUUAAUACCUGAACGUAUUUACAAGCAAUCGAUACGUGAGUUCUUUAAUUUUCUCGAUGGUAACGGGUGGCUCACGACUAUGGGCUGCGAAGGACUGGGAUAUGUGAAAACAAAAUACAACAAGGAUCCCGGGGAUGUACCAGAUAUUGAAUACAUUUUCAUUCCGAUGUCUCUGGCCGGUGAAGAAGGAUUGGGAAAUAGCUUAUUGAGAAGAAGCAUGGGAAUACCAGACAGCGUUCAUUACGAUUUGCAUAAAGGCCUAUUCAACAAAGACGGAUGGUCGAUAUGGACUAUGCUCAUGUACCCAGAGAGUAGAGGACAAGUUCGAUUAAGAAAUGCUAAUCCUAAUUCAAAACCCUUAAUAAGAGCUAACUUUUUCGAUAAUCCCAUUGAUGUACUGCGUAUCGUAGAAGGAAUAAAAAUGGUUAUAGAACUUAACAAAACACCAGCUUUUCAAAAACUAGGAUCUACUUUAAGUAUGCGAACAAUGCCGGGAUGUAGACACAUCAGUUAUGGUACAGAUAAGUACUGGGAAUGUUGUGUAAAAAGAAUAACUAUGCAGAUGCAUCAUCAGAGUGGUACUGCAAAGAUGGGACCGUCGUCUGACCGAAAUGCAGUGGUCAACCCACAACUUAUGGUUUAUGGUGUCUCUAAGUUAAGAGUUAUCGACUGUUCAAUCAUGCCGACGAUUACUGGUGGUCACACUGUAGCACCAGCCUAUAUGAUCGGGGAGAAAGGAGCUGACUUAGUCAAAUCGACUUGGCUAAGACCAAAACAAUUUUAAUUUAUAAUACAAUAAUAAGUAUUAUAAAUUUGUAAUUAAAUAAAAAGACUUAACUACUUAUAGGUUACCUAUCUUGAAAUCGAUUGUGUAAAGUUAUUAGUGUAUAUUAUUAUUUGCAAUCGAGUCAACUUUUAUUACCCGUUUUAUUAUAAUAAAAAACGUAGUGUAUAUUUUAUUU
Rhopalosiphum maidis (corn leaf aphid) is the source of this 2301-nucleotide messenger RNA. RefSeq names its product glucose dehydrogenase [FAD, quinone]-like. The transcript is spliced from 3 exons. Lineage: Eukaryota; Metazoa; Arthropoda; Insecta; Hemiptera; Aphididae. The record is from RefSeq and is a predicted model, not a curated record. Gene Ontology annotation, molecular function: flavin adenine dinucleotide binding; oxidoreductase activity, acting on CH-OH group of donors. Bases 249 to 2123 code for a protein of 624 amino acids.